AUGGCCGGCCGCAGUGCUCACCACGCCACUACCCUGGCAGACAGAAUAGAGCAGCUCAUAAAUGAGGCUUUCAACUUGUCUAUUUUCCACAAGUGCAAGGUAUACAUCCUCGUUGAGCACAACAAUGGGGUUCGCACAUUUAAAUCCGUCGAGCAACGGUCCUGGCCGCCGCCGGACGCCCAGUUGGAAGAACUCUACCCAGGCGUUAAGCGUGUCAGUUGGCAUCACCUGGCUCGUACCCGGUUGCCGGAGGAGGAACGCAAAGUCCUUAUCCAACUUUCCCUUUACUUGAUACACCUGAUCGACUCCUGGGCCCAUCGGGGACCGUAA
Aspergillus calidoustus is the source of this 330-nucleotide messenger RNA. Lineage: Eukaryota; Fungi; Ascomycota; Eurotiomycetes; Eurotiales; Aspergillaceae. The record is from the annotation of a GenBank genome assembly.